AGGGUGUAUAAUGCCCCCAUUUCCUUCGUUUCCGGGGUAUCGACCGUCUUUCGGCCGCUUUUUCACUCCUCGGCUUCUCUCUUAUUCCCCUUGCUGUCUCUGCUGUGGUCGUUUGUGGGAAAUGGCGGAGAAGCCCAAAGCAGCGGGAGGCGUUUGGACAACCGUCAAACCCUUCGUCAAUGGCGGUGGAGCUGGUAUGCUUGCUACCUGCGUCAUCCAGCCCAUCGACAUGAUCAAGGUGAGAAUUCAGCUAGGGCAGGGAUCUGGCACGCAUGUUGCAAAAACUAUGCUCCGAGAAGAGGGCCUGGGUGCUUUUUACAAGGGGCUAUCAGCAGGACUACUAAGACAAGCUACCUACACGACAGCACGUCUUGGUUCUUUCAGAAUAUUGACGAACAAAGCAGUUGCCGCUAAUGAUGGAAAACCUUUACCUCUUUAUCAGAAGGCUCUUUGUGGACUAACCGCCGGAGCAAUUGGAGCUUGUGUUGGUAGUCCAGCUGAUUUAGCUCUGAUACGUAUGCAAGCUGAUGCGACUUUACCUGUGGCACAACGUCGGAACUAUAAAAAUGCAUUCCAUGCACUCUUCCGCAUUGUUUCUGACGAAGGGGUUUUAGCUCUUUGGAAAGGAGCUGGUCCCACCGUUGUGAGAGCUAUGGCACUAAACAUGGGCAUGCUUGCCUCUUAUGAUCAAAGUGUUGAAUUUUUCAAGGACUCACUUGGAUUUAGCGAAGCUAGUACAGUAAUUGGUGCAAGUGCUGUCUCUGGUUUCUUUGCAGCUGCUUGCAGUUUGCCUUUUGAUUAUGUAAAAACCCAGAUACAGAAAAUGCAGCCAGAUGCCACUGGUAAAUAUCCUUACACCGGUUCAUUGGACUGCGCCAUGAAGACUCUCAAGGCUGGUGGACCCUUCAAAUUCUACACAGGAUUUCCUGUGUAUUGCGUUCGUAUUGCCCCUCAUGUCAUGAUGACAUGGAUCUUUUUGAAUGAAAUCCAGAAACUGGAGAAGUCUGUCGGUUUGUAGACCUUGCUACCGAGAAACUCUGUACGAAGUUUGUACUUGAUUUGAGCAAUAAUGACCUCUUGGCUCUGCGACGUGGUUGAGGCUGGUUUUGGUAAUUAGAUAUAGUCCUCAGCCCAUUUCCAUUAGUGAAUUUGAAUGGGAUUGAGAGUAGUGAAAAUAAUUCUCGGGUGUUUGAUUGGCUUGCUGCACUUAGCAGGAUUGAUUAACGGGAAUUAUUUAUUAGCAAGCGCGCAGUUUUGACAAGCUUGUUAUACACAAUGAACAUUGCUUGAUUUUUGGCGUUUGACUAUGAAUUGCCAAUUUUCUGCAAAUUGCAGAAUAACUGGUUAUUGAUUGGGUAAAUGGUGGCCUGGUGGGACUUUUGCGAGGAAAAGUAUGUUGGUUAUAUGUCAAGUUAGUGUCGCUGUGUCACAAGUUUCUGAACCUCGACCAUUAGAGAAACCGCCUGCCUGAAACCUUGCAUC
This is a messenger RNA of Amborella trichopoda, 1482 nucleotides long. RefSeq names its product Mitochondrial substrate carrier family protein. Lineage: Eukaryota; Viridiplantae; Streptophyta; Magnoliopsida; Amborellales; Amborellaceae. The record is from RefSeq and is a predicted model, not a curated record.